Eutrema salsugineum is the source of this 1296-nucleotide messenger RNA. Its product is annotated as NAC transcription factor 32. The transcript is spliced from 3 exons. The record is from RefSeq and is a predicted model, not a curated record. Bases 157 to 975 code for a protein of 272 amino acids. Gene Ontology annotation, molecular function: DNA binding. Lineage: Eukaryota; Viridiplantae; Streptophyta; Magnoliopsida; Brassicales; Brassicaceae. Gene Ontology annotation, biological process: regulation of DNA-templated transcription.
CCACCAGCACAAAUCCCCUGUCUAUCCGCCACGUGUCCAAGCCCCUCGUCCUAUAUAUUCAUCUCUCUUCUUUGCUUUCAGAAGUUUCAAACAUCUUUCUAGUUCUCUUUGUUGUAAACAAACAAAGAACAAAACAAGGAGGAAAAAGGUGAAUUUAUGAUGAAACCAGGGGCUGAUCUGCAAUUUCCACCAGGAUUUAGAUUUCAUCCCACGGAUGAGGAGCUCGUCCUCAUGUAUCUCUGCCGUAAAUGCGCGUCGCAGCCGAUCCCUGCCCCGAUCAUCACCGAACUCGACCUAUACCGAUAUGAUCCUUGGGACCUUCCCGACAUGGCUUUGUACGGAGAAAAGGAGUGGUAUUUUUUCUCACCAAGAGACCGAAAGUACCCAAACGGCUCACGACCGAACCGGGCGGCUGGUACAGGUUAUUGGAAAGCCACCGGUGCUGAUAAACCAAUCGGUCGUCCUAAACCGGUCGGUAUUAAGAAGGCUCUAGUGUUUUAUUCCGGAAAACCUCCUAGAGGAGAGAAAACCAAUUGGAUUAUGCACGAAUACCGCCUUGCCGACGUUGACCGGUCGGUUCGCAUGAAAAACAGUCUAAGACUGGACGAUUGGGUACUGUGUCGUAUAUACAACAAGAAAGGUGUCAUCGAGAAGCGACGGAGCGAGACCGAGAGUGACGUGAAGCCUAUGACCGACACGUGUCAUGUAGCGGCUCCGGUGAAGUUAAACUUCGACAGACCGGAAAUUAUCGCCGGCUCGAGCUGCUCGGACCACCAUGUGGUGUCACCCGAAUUCACGUGCGAGGCUGAGAGCGAGCCGAGUAGGUGGAGCGACGGUCGGUUGAGUAACGCCCUUGAUGUUCCGUUUAAUUACGUAGAUGCCAUCGCCAAUAACGAGAUUGUCUCACGGCUAUUGGGCGGGAAUCAGAUGUGGUCGACGUUUGAUCCACUUGUGGUUCAGCAGAGAACUUUUUGAGCUGACACGUGCGAGUUAGUGGAACAACUAUGAUUAUCGUCGCACGUGCCGGAUAACCGGUUUCCAACCCGCCAGCUGAGCCUGAAGGAACGGAAUGGGCUUUUUUCCCCAACAACUGGGCCUUGGCUUUUCUACUCGAUUAAUACAAGCUAGACUAUGCAAUUGUAUUUGUAUGAUCCAACAUAGUAAUACCAUGGUUCUCUACGAUAUUUGAUUUGCAAUAAAUUCAUUUUUGAAUCAAAUCUGUAAGUUGUAGUACUGAAUUUUUGUUUUCAUAAUACAAUCAUGGAAUGGAUAAUAUUCCAUACGUUGAAUAGUAAA